Messenger RNA from Acanthosepion pharaonis, 1782 nucleotides. The record is from the annotation of a GenBank genome assembly. Lineage: Eukaryota; Metazoa; Mollusca; Cephalopoda; Sepiida; Sepiidae.
AUGGGUUAUUUAAUGCCGACAAUAUUUUUAUUGCUGGUAAUAUUUUUUAUCUAUCUAUCUAUCUAUCUAUCUAUCUAUCUAUCUAUCUGUCUAUCUAUCUAUCUCAUAAUCAAAUUUGCGAACGAAAACGUGCGAGCUGCAAAACAGGACGCCGGAAUAUUUUAUCAACGCUUCAAUCAUAAUGCGAUGUUUGCGUUUUCCACCAUUUUGUUACCGGAAGUUCAGCAAAACCUUACCUCAAGCUCUUGUCGAUAUUUUUUUUUGUUGUUGACGCUCUCCCUGACUUUCCUCGAUGCUUUCACUUUUCUUGUCUCUUGCAUUCUCUUUCUUUCCAUUCACUCUGACUUUCUUUCCUUUUUGCAUACUUUCUUUCUUUCUUUCUUUCUUUCUUUCUUUCUUUCUUUCUUUCUUUCUCAUAUUCAAUUCUUUCUUCGUGUUUUUCUUUUUCCUCACUCUUUCAUCACUUCACUUCCUUUCCUGUUCACCCAUUCUUUUAUUCAUUCCUUAUUUCUUUCUUUUUUCUCACUCGCUCAUUAUCACGCAUCUUUCUCUUUCUUUCUUUCUUUCUUUCUUUCUUUCUUUCUUUCUUUCUUUCUUUCUUUCUUUCUUCUUUAUGCCAUUCUUGCGUAUAUAUUUAUCAGUCAAUAUUUCUUCCUACUUUCCUUUCUUGUUUUUCUUUCUUUCUUUCUUUUUUUCUCACUCUUUUCUUUUGCUAACCCCUUCUUUAUUUUGUUUCUAUCGUUUCUGAAACAAUUAUGUAUUUUUUUUCUCCUUUCUUCCUUACUUUCAUAUUUUUGUAUCUUUCUUUUACUAAAUUUAUUUGUUCAUUCACAUUUUGGUUUACUCUCUGAUUUUUAUUAUCACUUCUUUCUUUCUUUCUUCCUUUUUCUUUCUUUUCUUUCUUUCUUUCUUUCUUUCUUUCUUUCUUUCUUUCUUUCUUUCUUUCGUUUGUCUUUUUACUUUCUUCAUUUCCUGGAUUCUUAUUCUUACUACUUUACUUUCUUUCAUUUUUAUUUAUUAUUCCUCUUUUAUUUUAUUCUUCCUUUCACCUUCUCUUCCCCCUCUCUCUCUCUUUCUAUCUCCCUGUCCCUGUCUCUUUCGCUCACUCUUUCUUUCUUUUUUUACUUCCCUACUCACUUUUUGACUUGUUCACCUACUUUUCUACUCCCAUUUCCAAUUCAUAUCUUUCAGAUCUAUUCCCGCUUUAAAACAUUCAUUAUCUAUCUAUCUAUCUAUCUAUCUAUCUAUCUAUCUAUCUAUCUAUCUAUCUAUUUUAGUCUGUUUCUGUUUGCCAAUCUAUCUAUCUAUCUAUCUAUCUAUCUAUCUAUCUAUCUAUCUAUCUAUCUAUCUAUCUUAAUCUUCUAUUCAUACAUCCAUCUUAAUCUGUUCAUUAUCUAUCUAUCUAUGUAUUUUAGUCUGUUUCUGUUUGCCAAUCUAUCUAUCUAUCUAUCUAUCUAUCUAUCUAUCUAUCUAUCUAUCUAUCUUAAUUUGUUCAUUAUCUAUCUAUCUAUCUUAAUCUCUAUCUUUUCAUAUCUAUCUAUCUAUCUAUCUAUCUAUCUAUCUAUCUAUCUAUCUAUCUAUCUAUCUAUCUCUGUUCAUAUCUCUUUACAUAUGUAUCUGUCUGUUCACUUCUAUCUAUCUAUCUAUCUAUCUAUCUAUCUAUCUAUCUAUCUAUCUAUCUAUCUAUCUAUCAGAAAACAGAGAACGCGUAUUUGUAAAAUCUCCAAUACCAAGUCUUAUGUGGAUAUUCUUCAAUAUGUUCAAGGUGUGCCAUGUAAUUGA